Fraxinus pennsylvanica is the source of this 1725-nucleotide messenger RNA. Lineage: Eukaryota; Viridiplantae; Streptophyta; Magnoliopsida; Lamiales; Oleaceae. The record is from the annotation of a GenBank genome assembly.
AUGGGCUGUGUCCUUGGGAAAAUAGCCUCCAGGAGAAGAGAAACUCGACGGAGGGAAGAAAAUGGGUGGGUUUCAGAACCCCACCUCACGAGGGUGCAGAACGACGGUGGAAGAGAGAAGAAGAAGAUUGGAGAGAUUCCGGAGGCAGAUAAGGGAAAGCUUAGGUCCGCGGCUUCUGCGCCGGAGUUUCGGCUAAGAACUGGCUGCGCCACCACUCGGGAAGGGUGGCCUUCGUGGCUAGUAGACGUCGCCGGCGACGCCAUCAAGAACUGGACACCCCGCCGUGCCAACACGUUCGAGAAACUCGAUAAGAUUGGACAAGGAACAUACAGCAAUGUGUAUAAAGCUCGAGACUUGAUAACAGGGAAGGUGGUUGCAUUGAAGAAAGUAAGGUUUGAUAACCUAGAGCCAGAAACCGUUGCAUUUGUGGCGAGAGAGAUACUCAUUUUGAGUAGGCUGAAUCAUCCUAACGUAAUUAAGCUCGAAGGGCUGGUUAUUUCGAGAAUGUCUAGUAGCCUUUACCUCAUUUUGGAAUAUAUGGAGCAUGAUCUUGCUGGCCUUGCUGCUGUCCAUGGUGUCAAGUUCACAGAACCCCAGGUCAAAUGUUUUAUGAAACAAUUACUCUCUGGGCUUGAGCAUUGCCAUAAAAAUGGCGUUCUACAUCGUGAUAUCAAAUGCUCUAAUUUGCUAAUUGAUGACGAAGGAAUCUUAAAAAUAGCCGAUUUCGGGUUGGCUUCUUUUUAUGAUCCUGAUCGCAAGAAGCCUUUGACCAGUCGGGUUGUCACCCUCUGGUACCGUCCUCCAGAACUCUUACUGGGGGCCACUUAUUAUGGGGUUGGUGUUGAUCUGUGGAGUGCAGGCUGCAUUUUGGCAGAGCUGUUUGCUGGGAAGCCAAUAAUGCGGGGUCGGACUGAGGUUGAGCAACUUCACAAGAUCUUUAAAUUAUGUGGUUCUCCAUCAGAGGAAUAUUGGAAGAAAUCCAGAUUGCCAAAUGCAACUCUUUAUAAACCUCAGCAACCUUAUAAGUGUUGCAUAGCAGAGACCUUCAAGGAAUUUCCACCAUGUGCUCUCGCUCUGGUAGAAACUCUUCUUGCAAUUGACCCUGAUGCUCGAGGCUCUGCCACUACAACAUUAAAUAGUGAAUUCUUUAACACUAUACCAUAUGCCUGUGAGCCAUCAAGCUUACCGAAGUAUCCUCCAAGCAAGGAAAUGGAUAUAAAAUUGAGAGUUGAAGAAGCCAGAAGGCAACGAGGUUUAGGUGGGAAGGCCCACGUCGUAGAUGGUACCAGAAGAAUGAGAAUUCAUGAACGGGUAGGCCGUGCAAUUCCUGCGCCAGAAGCCAACGCAGAGAUCCAAGCAAACUUAGAUAGGUUGCGAGUUGAGUCACAAGCUAAUGCUAAGACAAAGAGUGAGAGAUUUCCACCUCCCCAUCAGGAUGGAUCGGUUGGAUACCCUAUGGAUACAUCAUUACAAGAUGGCCCUGUAUCUUUUGGUGCAUCCAAUGCUUCUUUUAAUUCCUCAAUUUUUUAUCCAAAAUCAUCCCGAUUCCUGAGAAAUAAUACAGUAACGAGUGCAGCUACCUGGAGGAAAAACAAGAAAGAAGAGCCUCAUAUGGCUCCUCGGAGAUUUACCAACGCAUUCUAUCCUUCCUUAAUUGGUUGGUCUAAGGACUGGAGGUUCAACCGGAGACGAUCAAUUUCAGAGAAUUUUACCGAAAGAAGGUAG